Molecule: messenger RNA, 2261 nt
Organism: Cryptotermes secundus
Lineage: Eukaryota; Metazoa; Arthropoda; Insecta; Blattodea; Kalotermitidae
Gene: SmydA-1
Product: SET domain-containing protein SmydA-8
Exons: 8
Coding region: 142-1755 (537 amino acids)
Molecular function (GO): protein binding
Source: RefSeq, a predicted model, not a curated record
CUGGCCAGGUAGGCCAUUGUGUUGAGCCUGGUACAAGGAGCCAGACAGAAAAUAGAUCUGUAGCCGUUAACUACAAUUUAUUCCAUUGCUGCCGGGAUAAAAGGCAUGGAGUGAACGUCCCAACUUUGACUCCAGAGUACGAUGGUAGCUGAAACGUGUGCCGUCUGCACGCAACCCGCCAAACAGCGGUGUGGUGGGUGUCACGUGACGUACUAUUGUUGUCGAGAUCAUCAGAGAUUGGACUGGAAAGGACACCGCAGCCAAUGUAAACCUUUCAAGGUUGCGGAGAACAAGGCGCUGGGCCGGCACUUGAUUGCGACGCGGGACCUCAAGGUUGGGGAGGUUAUCCUAACGGAGCAGCCUCUAGUGGCCGGACCCUCACAAGUGACCCCGCCUAUCUGCCUGGGAUGCUACAAGCUACUCACAGAGCAGAGCGCACGCCCGUGUUGUGAAUGUGGCUGGCCGGUGUGCAGCGAGAAAUGUGCACGCGCACCUGCACACCGCGCGGAAUGUGACAUUACCAAGAUGAAGAAGGGAUCAAAGGUUACAGUACGGAAUUUCCUGCAGACGCAUCCAAUUUACCAGUGUGUGAUGGCUCUCCGUUGUCUGCACCUCCGAGACUCGAACCCGGUAAUGUGGGAGCGACUACUGUCACUGGAGUCGCACUGUGAGGAACGCAAAAAGACGCAGCGCUACGAGGCAGAUCGCACCACUAUCGCAGAAUUCGUGCGCCGCUUCUUCUGUCUGCAGGACUUUGAUGAAGAAGAGAUCCUACGAAUAUGUGGAAUUAUACAGGUGAAUGGGCAUGAGGUGCCGGUGACGGACCCCCCACAUGUAGCGGUGUAUGACGAGGCGUCUUUACUGGAACACAGUUGCCGACCGAACUGCGCCAAGAGCUUCAGUCCUGACGGCGGUUUGAUCAUUCAUACGGUGGAGCCCGUUCUCAAGGGCCAGCACCUGUCCAUCUGCUACACGGAUGCAUUGUGGGGAACCGCAAACAGGCGCCACCACCUCGCAGAGACCAAGUUCUUCUGGUGCAGCUGUGUUCGAUGUGCUGACCCAACAGAGUUCGGAACCUACUUCAGCGCAAUUCGAUGUCUCAACAAGCUAUGUGAGGGUUACCUGCUGCCUGAAAAAAGCCUUCUGGAAGAGUUUGAUGCGGAGAGCGUCAGUUGGCAAUGCAACCGAUGUUCAGCGUCAGAGCCCUCGGGCAGGGUGUUUGCCAUCCUGGAGCGAGUUGGCGUGGCAUUGAGCAGGAUGCAGAAGGGAGACCCGGAGGUGUGUAAGCGCUUUCUAGAAGAGUACGCUUCGGAGCUACACCCGAACCACUACUAUCUUACGGAUGUGAGAAUAGCGCUUGCGCAGCUGCACGGGCAGACAGGCGACACAGGCCUGCCUGGCGUGUCGGAUCACGACCUCAGCGAGAAGAUCUCCCUCUGCCGGAAAGUUCUGGCACUCAUCAAUGCGCUAGUUCCCGGGGAACACAGGAUACGAGGCGUACUGAUGUUUGAACUACAUGCAGCUGUAGCCGAGGAGGCUAGGAGGGCUUCGAACCAGGGUCAGUUGGACCCCAUCGCUCUGCGGGACAGUCUGCUCGAAUCCAAGAGGCUGCUGAUGGAAGCAUCCUUGCUUCUGCGCCACGAGCCAGAAACACUUCCGGAAGGAAAGAUCGCGCUGCAGGCCAGGAGAAACUUGGCAGAUAUGAACCAACUGCUGCAAAAUAUCCACGCUUCCAUCGGAGAUAUGCCACUUUAGCGCAAACUUCGCAGUUCCACAAGAAGUACGGCCUGGACCCAGCGGGAUGCACGCCUACAUCAUAUUCGGGAGGUCCUGGGUUCACGGCCCCUAGACGGGCUAUCCCGAUUGUAAUUUUCGUGGUUUAGCUCAGUACCUUCAGGCAAAUGCUCAAACAGUACCUAGAUUUGACCGCAAAUGCUUGCUUCCUAAUCCUUUCAACCUCACCACUCACCCGUCACCUGACCGUUCGACGGUAUACAGAUGUCCGAUGACUUUUAUGUCAUAUACUCAGGUUGUGAUUCCUGAAGUACAUAGCUUAAAUACUAACAGCGUCAUAAUAUAUAUACCUCGCACAAAAUUGAUUGAAUUCAGGCAAAAGGUCCAGUUUUCGAAUUCGGGUUUCAGAUUCUUAUAGAGGGUCCAUGAGAAUUUUUGAGAUAUGUCGCUGUGUACUCACUCACUCAUGGAGCUGAGCCCUUCUGGAGGAGUCGCCAAUUCUGAAGCUACUUAAGAAUGCCCCAGCA